GACCCUAGUUGCCUGGCUAUAUAUAUGUCGUUUCAGGAAUACAAUAAAAUCAAAUAUUUCAAAUUCUUAUAAUUAUUUGAGACGCCCUACAUAGCUUCUUCAUGGAUACAAACGUACACUUUGAAGGAAAUCAUCGCCCUAAGAAAGUACAAAAUGGGUUCGAAAUUUAUCCUUCAGCCCUUAAUAUCAUUUGGGGAAAGGAUGCACGAUACUGGAAACUACCCGAAGGGACAUUCGACCCAGCAACACUUGUACAAGUAAGUUGGCUAGAGGUAACAGGGUGGUGUGACAAAGUAGAGAAAGGCACAAAAUAUGAUGUUAAGUUCGAGUUGAAAUUGACACCAGAUGCAUUUGGCUUUAAUGAGUUACCCCUAUACUUUAUGGUGAAAUCCGGAAAGAAAAGCAUAUGGAAGAAACUUUAUUUGACAAAAGAUGCCAAUGUUGAACCCAAUAAUGUAUCAUAUCUCGUACCAAAAAAUCUUACCAUUACAACAGAUGAUUCUACAUUUGAAGACAACAAGCUUUGUUUUGGGCUCUAUGAAGUAUGGAGUGGAAAAUGGAAAGGAGGAUUAAUAAUCCAAAAAGUACACAUUCAGAAGAUGUAGGAUUAAUAUAUACACAUACAAUACAUCACUAUGAUCUUAAUAUAAUAAUGUUUUAUGGAAGUUUUAUGUUAUAAUCGUUGGUACUUUAUCCGUCCAAAUGGCUUAUAUUUCCUUGUAACAGUGAGUUAUUGUGAAAAUAAAUGUUUGUUGUAUA
Lycium barbarum (goji berry) is the source of this 759-nucleotide messenger RNA. Its product is annotated as protein PHLOEM PROTEIN 2-LIKE A9-like. The transcript is spliced from 3 exons. The record is from RefSeq and is a predicted model, not a curated record. Lineage: Eukaryota; Viridiplantae; Streptophyta; Magnoliopsida; Solanales; Solanaceae. Bases 102 to 605 code for a protein of 167 amino acids.